This is a messenger RNA of Musca vetustissima, 1179 nucleotides long. Its product is annotated as odorant receptor 67d-like. Gene Ontology annotation, molecular function: odorant binding; olfactory receptor activity. NCBI's taxonomy places the organism in Eukaryota, Metazoa, Arthropoda, Insecta, Diptera, Muscidae. Gene Ontology annotation, cellular component: plasma membrane. Gene Ontology annotation, biological process: sensory perception of smell; detection of chemical stimulus involved in sensory perception of smell. The transcript is spliced from 4 exons. The coding region runs from base 1 to 1179 and encodes 392 amino acids. The record is from RefSeq and is a predicted model, not a curated record.
AUGUCUAAGAACGUGGUCGACAGUUAUGAGGCAAUUGUGCGUCUAAUAAAAAUCUGUUCGGGUGUAUGUGGAGCGAAUGUUUUUAAUCCCGCCUACAAGAUGAACAUCCUGACAUGGAUUGUUAUGACAUUUAUAAAUUUAUAUUUUGCCUUUACUGGCUAUACGCUCUAUGUGAAUCUUUAUAUCGAACGAGAUUGGACCCUUAUGCUGCAGAUUGUCUGUUUUUUGGGUAGUGCCUUGCAGGGUUAUUGCAAGUUGUUGAAUGCCAUUUGGAAUAAGGACGCAUUACGAUAUUUGGUCGAUGAAUUGCGUGAGAUGUAUGUCGAAUAUGUUCAGAAGCAUGAUGAAUAUCGCGAAUGCCUGCAGAAGAGUAUUAACCUAUCGGUGAAAUGUAUCAAAUUCAUGGCUAUCUCCCAUGUCGCCGUGGUAGUUGGUAUAAUUGGUGUGGUGCCAUUCUAUCGCCUCGUCCACAAUCAACGGGUUUUUGUAAUGCAAUUUUUGUUGCCCGGCAUAGAUCCGAAUACCGAAUAUGGUUACAUAAUUAUGAAUUGUAUGCAUUGCAUUUGUAUAAUAUUUGGAGCAUUUGGAAAUUUUGCAGCCGAUUUGUGUUUCUUCACCUUUGUCAGUCAUUUUCCACUGUUCAAGGAUAUUUUAUCAUGUAAAUUUCAUGAUUUAAAUGAUCUGCUUGAGGAGGAGGAGGAGAAUAAAGAAAGGGAGCCCAGAGAUUAUAAAACGUUGCUCCGAGACAUCUUUCAAUGGCAUCAAAAGUACAUGAGAUAUAUCACCACUGUUAAGGAUAAUUACUUCUGGGUUCUAUUGGUCGAAAUGGUAACAUUUGGUUUGAGCAUUGCUUCGACUCUCUUCUGUUUACUUUUGGGUACAUGGCCGGGAGGUCUUACGUAUUUGUGUUACUGUUUUAUGAUGUUGUACAUUUACUGUGGCCUGGGCACAGUGGUUGAAGUGACUAACGAUGACUUCAUCGAUUUCUGUUACACUCAAGUCAUUUGGUAUAAACUGCCAGUGGCCGAGAGAAAAAUGCUCCGUAUGAUGUUAAUGAUGACACAAAAAACCGGAGGACUAACCGUUGGGGCGGUCAUACCCCUUACCAUGAAUACCGGUCUACAAUUAACGAAGAUGAUUUACACCAUGACAAUGAUGUUGAUCAAUUUUAUUGACUAA